AUGAUUGGCAGCGUGUUCUUCAUAUUCAAUCGCCUGGUUGAGAUCGUCUUCCUGAUUCCAAUCAUUGGCAUGCUGGCCUACUUCGUUAACGGCUAUCUGAAAGCAAACCUGCUGACCCCACCGUAUAUCCUGGUCCUCUUCAUCGUCAGCGUAAUCGCCGUCUUCUGGGCCAUCGACACGCUAAUCCGCUUCUCAACAACAAAGCGAUCCGCAAUCUUCGUCGCGUUCAUGGACCUGCUCUUCGUCGGCGCCUUCAUUGCAGCUGUCUACGAGCUCCGAUUUAUCACCAACGCCAACUGUGCCAGCUGGCAUGGCGGCUCCGUCUGGAUCUCUCUGGGUCCAUUCGGGUCCUAUGGCCAGAGUACAAAUAAUCCGCUGUCGCUGGACGUCAACAAGACCUGCGCUAUGCUGAAGGCUUGCUUCGCACUUGGUAUCAUGGAGACGAUAUUCUUCUUCUGGACUGCGCUGCUUGCGCUGUUUUUGUACCACUCGCAUCGCCCGGUUGUUGUUAAGGAGACGACUGUUCGGAGACGCAGUCAUUCCAGUCGUCGUGGUCAUGGCUCUGGUUCGCACUCGCGUCAUCGCAGCUCCAGUCGCAGCAGACCCGCGCCUUAUGUCGUUUGA
Molecule: messenger RNA, 624 nt
Organism: Penicillium psychrosexuale
Lineage: Eukaryota; Fungi; Ascomycota; Eurotiomycetes; Eurotiales; Aspergillaceae
Exons: 2
Coding region: 1-624 (207 amino acids)
Source: RefSeq, a predicted model, not a curated record